Messenger RNA from Cetraspora pellucida, 975 nucleotides. Lineage: Eukaryota; Fungi; Glomeromycota; Glomeromycetes; Diversisporales; Gigasporaceae. The record is from the annotation of a GenBank genome assembly.
GUCUUUAAAUGCGAUCUAUAUAUCGAUCUUAACGAACUUUUUGCAAAUCCAGACAUCAGACUUGAAGUUCAGGUCAUUCGAAUUUAUGGUGAUAUAAUUAAACUUUCAAGGGAUUUGCAAAUUCCAAAGAUGGUUGGUUGUAGUGCUAUACUGAUAGCCGCAAGACGAUUUGAAAUCGAACCAGGAUGUCAAAUUCUAGUUAAUUUCAAAGUAUCAUUUCGUAUUAUUAUAUAUGCUAUGGAGAUAUCUUCUGAACUUACAAUAAUAGCGAAAAGUCAAUUGGAAAAUAGUGAAGCCGAAUCUCUUAAACUUAAAAUCGAUACUACAAAUGAAAAAAUUGGUAAAUUGCUUUCUCUACAAAACGGAAAAGAUCCUGAAUAUAAUGAUAUAAGUACUUUUGACAAUCUGAUUUUUAAGAUAAAAGAAGAAUCAUUUCUUAAAAUGCUACGAUUCUCUUUGCAAAUUGCAUGUGCCUUGUUUUAUGAUGAACCAGAAAUUACGCAGUCAAUACUUUCUUGGAUCGUUAAAAUAACUAGCAUACAAUCUAGAGUAGAAAAUUUUCAAUCUGGAGUAGAAGAGUUAUAUCGUCAAGCAUUGCCAGUUCUUAUACAAUUUGAUGUCUUGAAUGAAAGAAAACAAAAUGAAAUAACGUUUAUCCCAUUACUUGAUAAAACACACUAUGAAAACUGUAUUGAAGAGUUUAUAAAAUCAGCACAUUUAUAUGAAAAUGAAUACAUGAAAAUUCUAGAUAAAAAAGAUAACAAUAAUCAGAAAGAAAUAGAAUUUGAAAUGUUGCUAAAAGAUUGUAAUGAUAUAACUAAAGUACAUGAGCAUUUAGAAGAUAAUGAACAUGGACGUCAUAAAUCAGCAUUUGAUUUAAUGACAAAAUUGGGGAAAGAGCUAAUGGUAAUGUUGGCGCAUUUAUUUAUAAAAAUCAGCAUGGUUCUGAUGAUUAGAAUUUCUAGCAGCAAUUAA